UAGGAGCACUGUCGAAAGUUUUCGUGUCAGUCUAAAAGUCUGGUUAAGCUUCUGUUUACAAGUACUGGUAUCGGGGAAAGUACAAGUGUGCGAAUUGUACAAGUGUGGAUACAAGCGUUUCGUCUGUCAAAUGAACCAUGUCAAACUCCUAAAAACUGCAGUACCGCCGGUGUAUGGUAAUUUUCCAGACAUUCCCCCCUCUCGUUUAACCGAGUCUGUGGUUGUGGACUGUAAUCUUUAAUGAUCUGUCUAGUUGCGUGAAUACGAAAAAAAAAUGUCGCGAAAUGAAACUAAUGGCAUCACCGUUCCAAUGGACACGUAUGGUUCCACUGACGAUACGGCUUCAUUUAUAAACAAGGACCAACUGAUGAUGCAAAACUACACAGAUGAUGAUGAGCCAAUUGAAAUCAUGUCAAGAGAAGAUAGAGGUGAAAAAAAUGUUUUUUUUGAUGAUGGAAAACGAAGAAUUGAUUUCGUUCUUGUGUACGAGGAAGAACAUCUGACAGAAAAACAACGAAGAAAGAGAGAAGAGAAAGACAGAGAAAGGAGAGAGAAAGGCAAAAAAGUUGUUGACACUGAUGAACAGCAUGAUCAAUGGCGACACAAAUUCUUGGAUAACCUGAAGAAGAUUGGGUUAGACCUGGAGGAAGAUAUAAUCGAAGGCGACAAAAAGACCAUAUUUUAUGUAAAGUUACAUGCACCAUGGGAUUUGUGUUGUUUUUUUGCUGAGGAGCUGAAUUUCAGAGCGCCAUUGCAGGAAAGUGAUAUGUUGCCUAAUGGAGGCGCUGUGCUACCUCAAGGAGGCACUAUGCUGUCACAUGGAAGUUGUGUGCUGUCACAUGGGGCAAAAGAUUGCCUUAAUGGGGGUGCUAUGUUACCUCAAGGAGGUGCUAUGCUGUCACAUGGCAGUUGUAUGCUGUCACAUGGGGCAAAAGAUUGCCUAAAUGGAGGCGCUAUGUUACCUCAAGGAGGUGCUAUGCUGUCACAUGGCAGUUGUAUGCUGUCACAUGGGGCAAAAGAUUGCCUUAAUGGAGGUGCUAUAUUAUCUCAAGGAGGUGCUAUGCUGUCACAUGGAAGUUGUGUGCUGUCACAUGGGGCAAAAGAUUGCCUAAAUGGAGGUGCUAUGUUACCUCAAGGAGGUGCUAUGCUGUCACAUAUGGAAGUUGUGUGCUGUCACAUGGGGCAAAAGAUUGCCUAA
Messenger RNA from Saccoglossus kowalevskii, 1198 nucleotides. RefSeq names its product anoctamin-7-like. Gene Ontology annotation, molecular function: chloride channel activity; protein dimerization activity. NCBI's taxonomy places the organism in Eukaryota, Metazoa, Hemichordata, Enteropneusta, Harrimaniidae. Gene Ontology annotation, cellular component: plasma membrane. The record is from RefSeq and is a predicted model, not a curated record. Gene Ontology annotation, biological process: chloride transmembrane transport.